ACAAAAAUAACUGGUUCGUUUAGCUACUCCGUCGGCGUCACUGCCACUAAAGUAGCAUUAUGCGAAACUGACUGUAAAUAAAUAGCAACCCCAGUUCCCAGUUUCAGCAGCUCACGGGUUUUCUUUUCUAGUUUUCUCUUCUCGUCUUUGCCUCUCCAUCUCCCUCGCUAUUACCCACCUCAUUUUACUUUCCAUCCAAUCUCUUUUUUCUCAAACCACAACAUUACAUAAACAGAGGAAAUGAAAAAGCCACAGAGUAGCAUCUUAUCCACCCUUGCGCUACUCGUUCUCAUCACAAGCUGCCCAUUCAAGACUGUCGACGCCGUCGCCAACCCGAUCAAAACGGUGGUCGUUUUGGUGAUGGAGAAUCGCUCCUUCGACCACAUGCUAGGAUGGAUGAAGAAGCUCAACCCGGAAAUCAACGGCGUAAACGGGUCGGAAUCAAACCCGUUAUCGGUGACCGACCCGAAUUCGAAGCGGCUUUUCUUCAAAGACGAGGCGCAGUACGUGGACCCGGAUCCGGGUCACUCGUUCCAGGCAAUAAGGGAACAGAUAUUCGGGUCAAAUGAUACGUCGGCCGACCCGGCACCCAUGAACGGGUUCGCACAACAAGCCUACUCCAUGGACAACACGAGCGCCAUGUCCAACGAUGUGAUGAACGGGUUUGAUCCUGACAAUGUUGCUGUUUAUAAGUCACUUGUCUCUGAGUUUGCUGUCUUUGAUAGGUGGUUUUCCUCAGUCCCAGCGUCCACCCAACCCAACCGUUUAUAUGUGCACUCCGCCACUUCACAUGGUGCGACCAGCAACGUUGCGUCCCUCUUGGCAAAAGGUUACCCUCAACAAACAAUCUUUGACAACCUGAAUGAUGCGGGCAUUGACUUUGGAAUAUACUAUCAGAACAUACCGGCAACAUUGUUCUACAAGAACCUAAGAAAGCUCAAGUAUAUCUUCAAGUUCCACCCAUACGACCUGUGGUUCAAGCAGCAUGCAAAAGAAGGAAAGUUGCCGGGGUACGUUGUGGUAGAGCAGCGGUACAUGGACACAAAGUUGUUCCCAGCCAACGAUGAUCACCCAUCGCACGAUGUCUAUCAAGGACAGAUGUUUGUAAAGGAGGUAUAUGAGACGUUGAGGGCGAGCCCACAAUGGAACCAAACCUUGUUGGUAAUCACAUACGAUGAGCAUGGUGGGUUUUUCGAUCAUGUGCCUACGCCGGUGCGUGGGGUGCCCUCUCCAGAUGGAAUUGUGGGUCCGGAACCAUUCAACUUCACCUUUGAUAGGUUGGGAGUUAGAGUUCCAACGAUUGCCGUCUCGCCUUGGAUUCAAAAAGGAACUGUUGUUCAUGGGCCAAUGGGGUCACCAACACCAACAUCCGAAUAUGAGCAUUCAUCCAUUCCAGCAACAGUGAAAAAACUCUUUAAUUUGACUUCAUUUUUGACAAAGAGAGAUGCAUGGGCUGGCACCUUUGAGAGCAUUGUCCAGACCAGGACCGAACCCAGGACGGAUUGCCCAGAGAAACUUCCAACCCCUGUAAAGAUGAGGCAGGGUGAGGCGAAAGAAGAUGGUAAAAUGAGUGAAUUUCAACAGGAGUUAAUUCAGCUUGCGGCGGUAAUUAAAGGGGAAAAUAUCUUGACUAGUUACCCAGAUAGAGUAGGGAAGAACAUGACAGUGAAGCAAGGGAAAGAUUACAUGGAAAAGGCGGUUAGAAGGUUCUUCCAAGCAGGGCGUUACGCAAAGAAAAUGGGAGUCAGCGACGACCAUAUUGUUCAGAUGAAGCCUUCUUUGACCACAAGAUCAUCCAAACCAACAAACACAAAUCCUUAGCCAGUUGCUUCAUAGGGUCAAAUGAAAGAAGUGCAAUCGUGAAAUAAUAUAUAGAAUUCAAACAAAAUAUAGUUCUAUACAGUUGUAUUUACACGGUAUAAAAAGUAUAUAUGCUGUAUUAUAUAGAAAAAUAUUAAAUAGUUAUAUAA
Molecule: messenger RNA, 1970 nt
Organism: Arachis duranensis
Lineage: Eukaryota; Viridiplantae; Streptophyta; Magnoliopsida; Fabales; Fabaceae
Product: non-specific phospholipase C2
Exons: 4
Coding region: 241-1821 (526 amino acids)
Biological process (GO): phospholipid catabolic process
Molecular function (GO): hydrolase activity, acting on ester bonds
Source: RefSeq, a predicted model, not a curated record